Messenger RNA from Engraulis encrasicolus (European anchovy), 8184 nucleotides. RefSeq names its product forkhead box N3 (gene foxn3). Gene Ontology annotation, cellular component: nucleus. The transcript is spliced from 6 exons. NCBI's taxonomy places the organism in Eukaryota, Metazoa, Chordata, Actinopteri, Clupeiformes, Engraulidae. Bases 542 to 2050 code for a protein of 502 amino acids. Gene Ontology annotation, biological process: regulation of DNA-templated transcription. Gene Ontology annotation, molecular function: DNA-binding transcription factor activity; cis-regulatory region sequence-specific DNA binding. The record is from RefSeq and is a predicted model, not a curated record.
AGAGUGCCGAGAGAAAGAAAAGAGAGAAAGGCUCAGAGAGAAAGAGUGACUCAGUAAAUGAGAGAAAGACAGAAGAAAGAGAGAGGAAGCACAAACGCACGUGAGAGGUAGAGAGAGAAAGUCACACACACACAAAUACAGAAAAGCAGAGCUGCUGAGUGUGUGACUGUGUGAGUGAGUGUGUUUGUGUGUUUGUGUGAGAGAGUCUGAGGGUGUUUGUGAGUGUUGUUUGGUGAGUGACUCAGACACUGAGCGCACAGCUGAGAUCGGGAGGCAGGCAGGCAGGCAGGCAGGCAGAGGCAGAGGCAGAGGCAGGCAGGCAGGCAGAGUGGAAUGGAGGGAGCGCACGGAUACCAGAGGAUUUAAAUAGCCCACAUUCGGAGAGCGGGAGCUGGCUAUCAGGGCAGGAGUCAGUGGACUACCUCUGCUCUGCUCUUGUUUACUGGAGGAGGGAGGAGAGGAGAGGACGGGAGGAGGGGAACCCUACAAGACGAAAAGGACACAAGCGGCAUCAGAAGGAUUAACAGGAGUCUUGGUCUCGAUGGGUCCGGUCAUGCCUCCCAGUAAGAAGUCGGAGGGCUCGGCAGGCGUGAGCGUGGCCAGUGGCCUGGGUCGCCUGUACGCCUCGUCGGGCUCGCUGAGCCGCGCGCUGCAGGACAUGGAGGACGACGACAUGGACAUGGACCUGACGCUCGCUACGCCGCCUCCCCCUCCCCUGCUGCCGCCCGGCGGCGUCAAGGCGGAGAAAACCACCGGCUCCGGUUCCGGUUCUGCCGAGGACGAGGAACUCACCAACCUCAACUGGCUGCACGAGAGCAAGAACCUGCUCAACAGCUUCGGCGACCCGGUACUGCGCAGCGUGAGCCCGGUUCUGGGCGAGCCGGAUGAGCUGGACACUCCCCCGUCCCCGUCCCAGUCGGACCUGGGGGGCGGCGGCUACGACGCCAAGCAGAACCCCAACUGUAAGCCGCCCUACUCCUUCAGCUGCCUGAUCUUCAUGGCCAUCGAGGAUGCUCCGGCCAAGCGGCUGCCUGUCAAGGAUAUUUACAACUGGAUUCUUGAGCACUUCCCGUACUUUGCUAGCGCGCCCACUGGGUGGAAGAACUCAGUCCGGCACAACCUGUCACUCAACAAGUGCUUCAAGAAAGUCGACAAGGACCGCAGCCAGAGCAUGGGCAAAGGCUCGCUGUGGUGCAUAGACCCAGAGUACCGGCAGAACUUGAUCCAGGCACUCAAGAAGACCCCAUACCACCCCUACUCACAAGUCUUCGCCUCCCCUCCCACCUCCCCACAGAGCUAUCAGAGCAUGUCCAGUCCUCCAGUGUGGCCCGGCAGUCAGUUCUUCAGAAAAAAUAAAGGAGUGCUCCUUCAAGUCCCUCAGGGAGUGAUCCAGAACGCAGCCCGCAUGGUGAGCCAGAGCCUCUUCCCCAACAUCAGAGACCUCCCCAUUAGGUCGGUGUUGGCCGGUUGCCGGAUGCGUAGCGACAGCGAGCCCUCGUGCGACUCUCCGCUGGUGAGCAGCGACCCGAAAGAGGACCACAACUACAGCACCGGCCAGAAGGGCGUGGCUUCAUCCCCUGACCACACACCCCGGGAGGCCAGCGAGGCCAGUUUCUACGGCGACGAGACUGUCGGCGGCGCCAGCGACGCGGAAGAGGACGACAAGAGCAAGAUCAAGAAAGAGCCGCGCGAUUGGUCGGUAGACGCCUUGGCCCUGACACAGCAACAGCAGCACAAGAAGAGGUCGACGCCCACGCUUCACUUCCCUUCGCCACCGCCGCCCUCGACGACGACGACAAUGACGACCAGGGUCAAGGGUCAGCUGCGGUCGUCGUCGGGCGUCUGCGACACGCUGCUGCCGCUGAAGAAGCGGCGCACGGAGAAGCCUCCGCCGGAGCCCAGCGACGACGAGGAGAUGAAGGAGGCGGCGGGCUCGCUGCUGCACCUGGCCGGCGUACGAGCCUGCCUGAACAAUAUCACCAACCGCGCCGCCAAGGCCCUGGCGCAGCAGAAAGAACAGAGCAGGGACGCCGCCACCGUCAAAAACUGAUACUGAGCCCCCAAUCAGUGACGGGCAAACUGGAAUCAUUCGUUUUACGGUCCAGUUCCAUAUUUUCCAAUUGACCUGGUUUUACCUGCCCAAUUCAACCAGGUGAUUGACUGAUUGAAUGAUCACCUGGUUGAAUUGAAAAGGUGAAAUCAGGUUAUUUGGAAUAUGUGGCACUGGAUUGUGAACUUAUAAAUCCAUGUUGACCAUCACUGGCCCCCAAUACACACAGACGGACACACAGAUGAACAGAUACUGAGAAAACGAGACUUUUAGUACUAAGAGGGGAUAGAUGGACAAAGAGAAAGAGAUUGAAGCGAACUGAGCAAAGUUUGUUGUUGUUUCUGCCUGGCUGGGGAAUAAAUGAAUUUAAAAAAGGAAAGAAACAGAGGCGGGAAAAUAGAGGGAGAAAAAACAUCACUUUUAAUAGAAUUUGCUAUUUUUUUCCAGGACAUCAGGUGAAUUCUACUGAUUUGUGGCAAUACCAACAAUCAUUUUGUUUUCCUAUCUUUAUAAGUAAUGUCUUUUUUGAGGGUGCAUUUUGUUUGUUGCUCUUUGUUUUUAUUGUUUCGUUUAAAGGAGAUUAAAGCCAUAGCAAAACCUUUAUAUGAUGUUUAGGUAAGUUAGUGAUAAUUUAGACCUUUUCAGGUUUCUUUUGUUUGGCUAGAAUUAAAAAACUACAAAUUAAUUACAUCAAAUACCCCACUGGUCCCCCAUUACUACUGUAGAUUGGCACGGUUCGGGGCGAGUAGGAUGUUGAAAUGCAGCCGCUGAAGGCACAAACAAACUAGCAAUUAAGCAAUGAGCAAAAAAGUUUCGCUAAUUUAGCCGCCGUUAGCUAUGGCAAUGUCAGAAAGUUAAAUUGAUAGGUUAGAGUGAGGAGACACGUAGAGAUACCUAUAGACGCCGCUCUGGGCUAAAAAGUGCCAAAGAGGUCUCCACCAGCAGACGGGACACCCUGACUGAUUAGAAAUGCACUAAUUUAAAAUAAAACACACACAAGAUUGUCAUUGACAAGCAUUGGCACCAGACUGUCAACAAGUCCCCCACGAUGCAGUGUUUCUGUGAGUGUCUCCUUCUACAGGUGGAUUAAGGUAUAGUGCAAAAAUAAAACAAAGCCAUAAGCCUUUAUCAAGUGCUUUUUGGAGAGAGAGAGAAAUCACACACAUAUUUUUCCUUAAAACUGCCAGUCUCCUUCUAAAGCAAUCAUAAUUAGAGGCAUAUAAAUCUUCCUGAGGUUAGAAUUACCACAAAAACCUGCCAAUCGUAUUUUAGUGAUAAAAAAGGAUCAUGGAGUUUGGAGUUAUCAUAGAGUUUGUUCAUUUGGUUUUUUUCUCUUGUUUGUUUGUGUUUGUGUUUUUUUCAAACCCUCAUGUAAUAAGCAAUUUCAUCCAGUCAGGAUAACACUGUAAAAAAAAUGUUCCACUAGUCUUUCCUUCUCUUUUCUUAAUUGAAGCAAUGUGUAGCCAGCAGGACAUUCCAAAUCGUGUUGCAUGGGUUCCUUAAAAGAGACGAUAAAGAAGAUGAAGAAGAACAAAAAAAGAUUUUUUUAAAAUUUAAAGUUCAUGUAACGUAAAUAAUGCAUUUAGCAUGGAGCAUGGAUUAUUUUCAUAUAAAUAGAAAAAAAACCUAGAGAACAAAGAUGUUGCUUCUAAUGCCUGAGCCUGUAGGCUUGGACUUUCUUGACAUUUUUGUCUUAAUUUUAAGAAAUUGUAUAUUUUAUUUUUUGUUUUGUUGUUUUUUAAAAAUAAUUUGUUCGUUCUCAUUCGUACUUGUUUUCAAGCAGGCAUUAAAAAGGAUAAACCUUUUUCAGGGACACACACAGACUGUUUGGCAUCUACCGCUGCAAUAUGAGGACUUCAUGUUAACACAACGAGUAGGGCUAAGUCAGUUUGUCCGACUGCUCCCGGGUCCACACACCACCACCUCCAUCACCCUCAGCCAGACACCUACAGACAGAGCCCAAGUCAUGUACGGAUCCAGCCCUAAUUUGGGGGCUCAACACCUUGGUCAACCCUCUUCUGUUUGGAUUUGUCUCAGAUUCUCAAAACGGGAUCAGGCUCGGAAUCGGAUGUCGUUCAAUUCUGAUAUCAUCUGGUUUGGAAGCCCGGUUCAACACUGGACCGGGAUCUGUGGAUCCCACCUCGGCCCAUCUCUGUAAUCCACGUCCUCAUCUGGGUUGUAAAAUCUGGAUUGGAUCCGUGUUGCGGUCGGCAGGCUGGCUUGCUGUCGUGUGGGACACACACACACACACACACAUUAGGCCAGCUUUCGGGUUUCAGGAGAAGUUAGUAGUGAGUGUCAGUCCCCUUCCCGUCUCCACUCUCCAGUGCACCCAGACUCAGUUAUUACGACUUCUAAUUUGAGUUUCAUUAGCUGUCAAAGUGUGUUUGUACUGUAUGUAUGCUUGUUUUUGGAUAAUGUGUUUAGAUCUGUCUUCUAGACUUCAAGGUCUUCCAUUUGUACGACACAUUGUACCUACCUACAGUACCACAGGACUUUACCACACGUGUUUCUUUAUCAGAGUAUUUGCCACUUGUCGAUGUAGCAUUGUUCAGGUUUUCCGCCAGUAUUAGUACUUUGACACACACACACACACACACACACACACACACACACACACACACAAACACAAACACAAACACACACACACUGCAAAAAAAUACAUACAGUACUUUUAAAUUCCCCCAGAGAGAUAACCCCCUCUAGUGCAUAAUAUCCCCCUUCUCCUUUCUGGAUUGCACUAAGAUAAUAAGUUACAGAUAUUUUUAAAGUUCAGUGCCAAAGCCUAUAGUGAUUUUAUAUCAAUCUAUCUAUCUCUAUCUAUAUGCGUUACCUAGAAUAUUAUACAUACUUGAGCUGUCUGUCAACAAUUUGCAAUUGUCAAUGAACUGUAGCAUUUGUUUUUGUCAAUGAAAUGAAAUGAAAUCUGUAUAAUAGGCGGCUCUUGAUAUCUCUCUCUCUCUCUCUCUCUCUCUCUCUCUCUCUCUCUCUCUCUCUCUCUCUCUCUCUCUCUCUCUCUGUCUCUCUUGUUUCCAGUGCAGCGCUGUAUAUUGCUCAUCCCUGUUCAUGACACGGACCUCAUUUUAAACUCUCACCACGUCCCAUCGUCAUUUCUCUUAAACUAUUUGAAUCUCUCUGUAUGUCUGCCUUUCUUUCCCCCCUCUGCUCACCUCAUCAUAUGUCCAAAAGUUCAGCAGCCUGCUUUCUGCAGAGUGGGAAAUUACGGUACUAGGAAACAAACAAAGAACUGAUAACAAAUAAAGAGAGUCUGACCUGGAAAUGACCCUGGCAAAAAAAAAUCCAUGAAACCCUUUUGCAAUUGUAUUGAGUAGAAAAUUGCUGGGCGGUGCUAACCCGCCAGUCAAAAAAAAAUGUUGUGCUGCUGCUAAGUGGGUUGGUCUAGUUUAUUUACCAGGCAUGGGCGUGGCUGCAGGACUAUCACUGUACUCAUAUUCACUGUCCAGAAAUGCAUGCUUAGGUGUCUCAGUCUGUCAGCCACCUGUCAACCAUGAACCAGAAUCCAGCAUCUUCACCCUACAUCCACAGUGCAUUGUGCUUUAACCCUGUUUUGAUAAUGUGAUUUGGUUUCAGACAACCAUGUUUUUGGGGUGGUUGACAUGUUGGAAUGGGGGAUCUUCUCUUUGUCUCCCGGUCUGAAACAUUCACUCUUUUACUGCAGAGGGCACUACAAACAGUAGGACCAGUGAUGGCAAGCCUAGAUUCGUUCCAUACAACCCAGUGCCACAUAUCUCAAAUGAUCCCAGGUGAUCAACCAGGUGCUUUUCUGGUUUUAUUGGACAGAGAAAACUAGGUCAUUUGAAAUAUGCUGCACUGGAUUGUAAACUAAUGAAUACAGGUUGCCCAUCACUGCAUGGGAUACUGGUCACAUUAGUAGUGCACUUUGCAGUGAACAAGUGAACAUUUUGUAUUGAGCUCUUCUGUUUGCCUUGGGUGCAAGCCAGUCUUUGUCCUCCAGUCCUUUCCUGUAGCCUCUGGCCUUGUGAUGGAAGGCUCAAUAUCAUCGAUGAUCAAGGUUUUUUUAAAAGUCAAUAUUUUGUAAGAACAAAAGGUCAUUCUCUCAUUUGCAAUUGGGAUGUGAGUGGGAGAAAGUCCCCCAAAAAGUUGCUCUGUGUUGGGGUUCGUUUCUCGAAAGUGCCGCUGCUAGUUUCCUUAGCAACUUACUCAGUACGAACUACAAAGAAACUCAACCCUUUCCCGAAAACCUCGUCCGGACGUAUCCACGUUCCGAUCAGAAUGGUUAGCUUGUUUCCUGUUGUUUGGCACGUCACUCUUACUUGUGACUUUUUGCCGUCUUUGGGCGAGUUCAAGCAAGAUUAAAUGACAAGUGUCCUACUCUUAGUACACCAAAAUUAAAUAGAUGAAAAGUCAUGUAAAACAAAAAAGGUACAAAACACACACAUACAAACAAUAUAACUCAGUCAGAGUCGGAAAAGAUACUCCACAAUCUUGCUUCUCGAUCCCCAAUCAAUCAAGGCUGCGCAAAAAAUAUCACAGGAUUCGAACCCACCAAGCAGCAGCCACUAAAAGCAGUCUUCUCUCGGAGACACACUGAUCCAGAGAUUCUACAAGAGAUAAAUUAAAUUAAUAUAUAGUGAUGUAAACCAACAUUUGCUUAGCCUAUUGCUUUAAUGAGGGAGGAAUUUGGGGACCUGAUAAUGUUGACAAAAACGUACUGACUUUGUGUGUACUGAAUCUGAUGAGUCCUUCCAUAUGGUGCCGUCACUGUCUGCGACAAAUGCACCCAAGCGGACCCAAGAGACUCUGGGUAUUUCUGAAAACUCAGUUGUGUUAUAAAACCUACUAGGUUCAAACUUCCAUCAGACUUACACUCGACUUUGUUGGUUUGAGAUUUUUGAGAAACUGACGUUCUCUACAUAUUGUUUUGUUUGAACUUACAUCGUACCACGUUGGCUUAACGCUAACCUACAUCGUUAUUUGGGAAAGGCACCCCUGGUUGACAGAAAGGAAACUUCGAGGCAGUUAAGAUGCUAGAGGACACUGGAAAGGACAGGAUAAAGUAGCUUGACUUGCACCCCUUGUCUUUGCCUUGUGUCAAUGUCAGUACUCACUACUUAACCUUUCCCCCCUGACCCCUGACCCCAGCCUCACCUGAUCUCCUCUGUGGCAGGAGGCGGGUGUGGAGAAUCUGCAAAACGAUAUAUACAAUCAGAAAGCAUUAAUAUUACCCAGGCAAAUAAUGGUCAAUAAAGAGACGAUGUGUUUUCUAUUAUUAUUAAUAAUGUAAUUAUUACCUUUCUUUUUUUCGCUUUUGUUUUUUUUAGGUUGUGUUUGUUUUUUUAAUGUUUUACUGUUUGUUACUUUUCAAAGGUUGAUGUUAACUGCCAUUUUGUUUCUUUGGUUGUUUGUGGAUUGUUUCCAACAUCUCAAAGAAGAAAACGAGAACGUGAAAGCUUGGGGAGGUUGCAAUGUGACGAUGUUUUCUGGUUUUGUGUAAACUCAUUGAGUCUAGAGGCAGAAGUGAACAGUCAAUAUGGAGGCAGAACUAGAGAAUGAAACAGGCUUUCAAAGACAAAUAGAAUUUGACCUGAGCCCGGUCUGACCCAUUUUGAUUGGCAGCUUCGUAGAGCCUGAACUCGUUUGCAGUCCAAUGUUUUUCAAAUGUGCAUAUAUGGCAUAUCAGUCAACAAUUAAUAAUUUGUGCUGUAGGCCUACAUUUUCAACAUUUUGAAGAACUAUGGUUACAGAUGUCUGAGCAAGAAGGUAGUUUAGGCUAAAAUAAAUGAUCUGUUCAAGAAAGUAAAAGUAAAAUAGCUACCGGUACCGCACAAGUAAUAAUGCAAUUCAAUUCAAAUUAAAUAUAAAAAAAAUAUGGGUGGUCCUGUCGGGUCCUGACGAGUUUGGUGAAAAAUUCCCAUCACUUGGCAGAAUCGCAUUCUGUAUUUUCUUGAUGUGUAAUCAUAUUGCCAAAGACAAAUGAUUGAAAACAUUAUGAUGUAAAUAUCACUGUUGACCAUAACUAUGAGCAAAAUGUGUUUGUUUUGGUUGUUUUUUCGUUUUGAUUUGUUUUGUUUUGUUUUGUUUCUUCCUCUCAACCACACCAUCAUGUUUUGUGCUGUAUUGUCUUCCAAUUGCAAUAAAAAAGAGUUUCAAAC